AUGGUUGUGUCCCCAUUUCAAGCCAUUUUGGAUUAUGAGAUAGCCAACAAGAUUCCUACUGGGUGGGUGAAUUUCAGCAUUUCGCGCACGUCGCCCAAUGGUAGCUGGCACAAACUCGAGCGAGGUGAAAUAAAAGUGGACGCCGACUUUUUCACUGCAUUUAACCGAGACCUAAAAAACCCAGACCUAUGGAAGCAAUUCCAUGAAAGGCAUCAAAAGAUGCAGACUACCGCUAGUUCAGCGCUUCCUCCAUUGCCUGAGCUAGAUGCAGAAUGGCUUUUUUGGGAAAUGAUGCGGACAUCCCGGGAACCAGACCCCUAUAUGUUUCCUGCACUACGGAAAUUGAAGGAAUCGGGUGAAUUUAUUUUAGGAGCUCUAUCAAAUACGGUUCCAUUUCCAGAAGGUCACCCAUACAACAAGGAUGCCAACAGUAUCAGAGCACCCUUUGACUUUUUCAUUUCAUCCGCGCAUACAGGUCUGAGAAAACCAGACCCGAAAAUAUACAAUGUUGCACUAGAAGAAAUGAAUACGCUGGCGAAGAAAAGAGGCAUAUACGGUUUCCGUUCUUCCGAUGUAGUUUUCUUUGACGACAUCGGGGAGAAUCUAAAGGGGGCAAAGAAUGCCGGGAUGAGAACGGUCAAGGUCACCCUUGGCCGGACGCAAGAUGCAGUCAAGGAAUUAGAGAGAAUCACCGGUCUUCAGUUAUUGGAUUAUGAGGGCAAGGCUAGACUAUAG
Aspergillus tanneri is the source of this 735-nucleotide messenger RNA. RefSeq lists its product as uncharacterized. The record is from RefSeq and is a predicted model, not a curated record. Bases 1 to 735 code for a protein of 244 amino acids. Lineage: Eukaryota; Fungi; Ascomycota; Eurotiomycetes; Eurotiales; Aspergillaceae. The transcript is spliced from 2 exons.